AUGUCUGAAAAGGGCCCCCUAAUUACAAUUAUAGGGCCCUUUUGGGGGUGCCAUGCACCCCCAGCACCCCCGCUAAUUGCGGCACUGAUUAGAAGCAUUGACCAGAUAAUUACUGAUAAAAUUGCACCGGCUGAUGUAACUUCUAUAGAUGAAGAAAGCGAAGUCGAGGAAGAGGAUGAUACAACACCGAUUCUCCCAGUAGUAAAUGCACUUGAUUAUGUUAAUGAGCUAAGAAGAUUAGUUGCAUCUUUUGACGACGCUGAUGAAUCGUUAAAUCAUCUUAAUAAAAUUGAAAACUUCCUGUAUGCAAAAAACAUAAAAAAUAUGAAACAAAGGAAGAUAGAUGAUUUUUUGAAAUAA
This is a messenger RNA of Macrosiphum euphorbiae (potato aphid), 360 nucleotides long. NCBI's taxonomy places the organism in Eukaryota, Metazoa, Arthropoda, Insecta, Hemiptera, Aphididae. The record is from the annotation of a GenBank genome assembly.